Dunckerocampus dactyliophorus (ringed pipefish) is the source of this 4594-nucleotide messenger RNA. RefSeq names its product eukaryotic translation initiation factor 3, subunit 10 (theta) (gene eif3s10). Gene Ontology annotation, cellular component: eukaryotic translation initiation factor 3 complex, eIF3e; eukaryotic translation initiation factor 3 complex, eIF3m; multi-eIF complex. Lineage: Eukaryota; Metazoa; Chordata; Actinopteri; Syngnathiformes; Syngnathidae. Gene Ontology annotation, molecular function: mRNA binding; translation initiation factor activity. Bases 139 to 3987 code for a protein of 1282 amino acids. The record is from RefSeq and is a predicted model, not a curated record. The transcript is spliced from 22 exons. Gene Ontology annotation, biological process: formation of cytoplasmic translation initiation complex; translation reinitiation.
UGCUAGGCCGCUCACGAGGUUCUUCUUUUCUCAGGCACCACCUUUUCCGUGCGCGAGUCUGUGGCCUGGAUGGACUGGUGAAUUCUGUCAAAAUUCACAUAAGUUCGGCGAUUUGUGUUGUACAAGAAAACCACCAAAAUGCCGGCGUAUUUUCAGCGCCCAGAGAAUGCACUCAAACGAGCAAAUGAAUUUCUGGAAGUUGGCAAGAAACAACCAGCCUUGGAUGUUCUGUACGAUGUCAUCAAGAGCAAGAAGCAUCGAACAUGGCAGAAGAUCCACGAGCCCAUUAUGCUCAAAUACCUGGAGCUUUGCGUGGAUCUUCGCAAGAGCCACCUGGCAAAGGAAGGCCUCUACCAGUACAAAAACAUCUGCCAGCAGGUGAACAUCAAAUCUCUAGAGGAUGUGGUUAGGGCUUACUUGAAGCUGGCAGAGGACAAGACUGAAACAGCUAAAGAGGAGUCACAGCAGAUGGUCCUGGACAUUGAGGAUCUGGACAACAUCCAGACUCCAGAGAGUGUGCUCCUGAGUGCCGUGAGUGGAGAGGACACUCAGGAUCGUACGGAUCGCCUGCUGCUCACUCCCUGGGUGAAAUUUUUGUGGGAGUCUUACCGUCAGUGCCUGGACCUGCUUCGGAACAACUCCAAGGUGGAGCGCCUUUACCAUGACAUCGCCCAGCAAGCAUUCAAGUUCUGCCUUCAGUACACCCGGAAAGCAGAGUUUCGCAAGCUGUGUGACAACCUGCGAAUGCAUCUGGGCCAGAUCCAGCGACACCACAACCAGAGUACUGCCAUCAACUUGAACAACCCUGAGAGUCAGUCUAUGCACCUGGAGACACGUUUGGUGCAGCUUGACAGUGCCAUAAGCAUGGAGCUCUGGCAGGAAGCAUUCAAGGCGGUGGAGGACAUCCAUGGUUUGUUUGCUCUUUCCAAGAAACCACCAAAGCCUCAGCUUAUGGCCAACUACUACAACAAGGUGUCUACUGUGUUUUGGAAAUCUGGAAAUGCUCUUUUCCAUGCUGGCACCCUCCAUCGGCUUUAUCAUCUUUCCAGAGAGAUGCGCAAGAAUCUCACUCAAGAGGAAAUGCAAAGGAUGUCCACUAGAGUCCUUCUGGCUACUCUGUCCAUUCCCAUCACCCCUGAGCGCACAGAUAUUGCUCGACUUUUGGAUAUGGAUGGUAUCAUUGUGGAAAAACACCGCCGGCUGGCAACCUUACUGGGCCUACAGGCGCCACCAACCCGCCAAAGUCUGAUCAAUGACAUGGUGAGAUUUAACUUGUUGCAGUAUGUGGUACCCGAAGUGAAGGAACUUCACAACUGGCUUGAAGUUGACUUCCAUCCCUUGAAGCUCAGUGGAAGAGUAACCAAGGUACUGAAUUGGGUGAGAGAUCAGGGUGAGAAGGAGGCUGAGCUACAGCAGUAUGUGCCACACCUCCAAAAUAACACCAUCUUGCGUCUCCUGCAACAAGUCGCACAGAUCUAUCAGAGCAUUGAGUUCAGUCGUCUGGCCUCUCUUGUUCCUUUCGUGGAUGCUUUCCAGCUGGAACGCUCUAUUGUGGAUGCUGCGAGGCACUGUGAUCUGCAGGUCCGAAUUGACCACAGCUCUCGGACAUUAAGUUUCGGAUCUGACCUGAAUUACUCGACAAAGGAGGAUGCUCCAGUUGGGCCCUUCCUGCAAAACAUGCCCUCUGAGCAAAUAAGGAACCAGCUGACUGCUAUGUCUGCCUCUUUAGCUAAGGCCCUGCAGGUCAUCAAACCUCCCUCCACGCUGCAAGAGCGUGAGGAGCAGAGCCAGCAGGCCAUAGCAGCUUAUUUGAAAAAUGCUCGCAAAGACCAUCAGCGCAUCCUGGCUCGCAGGCAGACUAUUGAGGAGCGUAAGGAGCGUCUGGAGAGCUUGAACAUCCAGCGUGAGAAGGAGGAACUAGAGCAGCGGGAGGCAGAGUUGCAGAAGGUCCGCAAGGCGGAGGAGGAACGCCUGCGCCAGGAGGCUAAAGAGAGGGAGAAGGAGCGAAUUAUGCAAGAGCAUGAGCAGAUCAAGAAAAAGACAGUGCGUGAGCGCCUGGAGCAAAUUAAGAAGACUGAGUUGGGAGCCAAGGCCUUUAAAGAUAUUGACAUUGAGAAUCUGGAGGAACUGGAUCCUGACUUCAUCAUGGCUAAGCAGGUGGAGCAGCUAGAGAAGGAGAAGAAAGAACUUCAAGAGCGUCUGAAGAACCAGGAGAAGAAGAUUGACUACUUUGAGAGAGCAAAACGACUUGAGGAAAUUCCUCUUAUCAAAAAGGCCUAUGAGGAGCAGCGUGUCAAGGACAUGGAAUUGUGGGAGCUCCAGGAAGAGGAGAGGAUCAGUAACAUGAAAGUGGAGCGGGAGAAGGCUCUGGAGCACAAGAAGCGCAUGUCUCGCAUGAUGGAGGAUAAGGAAAACUUUUUGUCCAAAAUAACAGCUGCUCGUAGCUUUAUUUAUGAGGAGAAACUGAAGGCAUUCCAGGAGCGCCUGGUGGAAGAGAGGAGAAGUCGUCUGGAGGAAAGGAAGAGGCAGCGUAAAGAGGACAGACGUAAGGCUUAUUACCUCCAGAAAGAGGAAGAAGCACAGCGUAUCCAUGAGGAACAACUCAAAAAAGAGCGUGAGGAGCGCGAACGUCUUGAACAGGAGCAGCGAGAGGAGGAGGAGCGGGAGUAUCAGGAGCGCCUCCGCAAGCUUGAAGAGCAGGAACGAAAGCAACGUGCUCGCCAGCAAGAGAUUGAAGAGCGUGAGCGCCGUCGUGAAGAGGAGAGACGCAGUGCCCCAGAGGAGAAAGCCAAGGACUGGGGUGAAAAGGAGGAGGGAGGAUGGCGGAAGCGCACUGAGCCAGAAUCAGAAUGGCGUCGUCCUGUACCCGACAGGGACUGGAGACAAGAAGGUCGCAAUGAUGACGAGGAGAGAGAGAUGCCCUACCGACGAGGAGAGGGUCUGCGCCGAGGUGGAGAUGAUAGAGGACCUCGGAGAGGUUUUGACGAUGAUCGAGGUCCUAGGCGUGCCUUUGAUGACGACAGGGGUCAACGUAGGGGCGUGGAUGACGACAGGGGUCCACGUAGAGGCGUGGACGACGACAGGGGUCCACGUAGAGGCGUGGACGACGACAGGGGUCCACGUAGAGGCGUGGACGACGACAGGGGUCCUCGUAGGGGCGUGGACGACGACAGGGGUCCUCGUAGGGGAUUGGAGGACGACAGGGGUCCUCGUAGGGGCAUGGAGGACGACAGGGGUCCUCGUAGGGGCAUGGAGGACGACAGGGGUCCUCGUAGGGGAAUGGAGGACGACAGGGGUCCUCGUAGGGGAAUGGAGGACGACAGGGGUCCUCGUAGGGGCAUGGAUGACUCCAGGGGUCCCAGGCGUGAUGAUGAUUGGGGACCCAGAAGAGGAGGAGAUGAUGACAGGGGUGGAAGAAGAGGAGAAGAUGGCCAGCGUCGUGGUGUAGAUGACUCCAAACCCUGGAAGCCGCUCAGUCGACCAGGUGGCUGGCGUGAGCGGGAGAAGGCAAGGGAGGAAAGCUGGGGUCCUCCUCGCGGUGGUAACCAUGAUGGUCGAGAUGACGACGACAGAGAGGAACGAUCCAGUGACCGCUUCAGAGAUCGUCCCAAAGAGGAGAAUACAUGGAGGAGAGCAGAAGAAGGAGGCAGUUGGAGAGAUUCUCGCAGAGAAGAUGCUGAUCGUGAUGACCGCCGUGGCGAUCGUGAUGACCGUCGUGACCGAGACGACCGUCGCGAUGAUCGCCGACGUGAUAGAGAUCGCCGUGAUGAUCUUCAGCAGAGAGGCCCACCAAGAGAUCAAAAUGAUGGAGGCACCUGGCGUCGUGGAGGUGACGACAAGCGUGAGGAACGGGAAAGGCCCAGGGAGAGAGAGCGGGAGCGCGACCGAGAGGCUGAGGGAGAGAAGAACUGGCGUUCCGACAAAGAUAACGCUCGUCGCACGAAGAACGAGAUCGAUGAUGAUGGUUGGACCACUGUACGCCGCUGAAUUCCAUCGUCCCCAAAUUCACUUAAAAAAAUAUAAUUGAUAUUGCUCAAAUUUCAGAAUAACCUUCAAUAUCUCAUCCUUCAUUUAGCAAAAUACAAGCCUCUGAUACGCUCUGUAUUACUUUCAGAAGGGGUUCCCUGGGGGUGUUUUUUUUUUUUUUUAAAUACUUGUAGACUUUAAGCAGUUUUGACUCAUUGUGAGCCCUCGUUGUCGACAUGACUGCCCCCUAGUUGAUAGGAGUGUUACUAUUAAAAAAAAUACACAUAAAAGAAAUAUCUAGCCUCACACCCAACCUCAGAUCUCAAUGCAAACUCAGCGAAUCACCAACUGCCUCUUUUAAACUCUUAAUCUAGAUGUUACACGUUGGCACGACACAAAUGCUAUUUGCUUCAGCUUCUCUUUAGUGUCUCAGAUGCUUCCUAAUAUGUUAAAUGAGUGAAAUACCACAUUUGAAGUGCAUGAUUAGAGUAUUAAAUUUGUGUCAUCUGAUACAGUUUGUGCUUCUAUCUCACUGCAUUCAAUAGUGUCACACUAUGUUGCAUGUGAAUUGAUAAAAGCCUUUAUUAAAAUGUUUGCUCUCCAAGGUUUGGUUGUUUUAUUGUCAAGG